Camelina sativa (false flax) is the source of this 1418-nucleotide messenger RNA. RefSeq names its product F-box protein PP2-A13. Gene Ontology annotation, molecular function: protein binding. NCBI's taxonomy places the organism in Eukaryota, Viridiplantae, Streptophyta, Magnoliopsida, Brassicales, Brassicaceae. The record is from RefSeq and is a predicted model, not a curated record.
UUGACCUUUGAAUAUUAUUUCCACAAAACCAUACAUACUGUGAAACAUUAAAAUUCAUCUUCUUCUAUAUAAUAAAGUUUUGCUUUCGUAUUUUGUAUCCUCCUCCGUAUGUUCAUAAUCGUAUAAGAAAGAAGUUAAAUAAGUAAACCCAAGAACAAAAAACAAUAAAAAAAAAAAAAAGCUUCCUUUUUUUUGUGUGUGUGUGUGUGUUUUUUUUUUGAGUUUUCGUCAAUCGAUUGGUUUAAAAGUCCUGUCAUAUGAAUUAGUUCUCUCGAUUCUCCGCGGCCAUGCAAAUUUAAGGUUUUUAUUUUGGGACGUGAUUAUGGGCGCCAAUAUCUCAGGUGGGUUCCCGGAGUUUGAUCGGAACGAUGACGUUUACUCAAGAAAACCCAGAUUGGUGGAUGUACCGGAGAACUGUGUUGCGUUGAUUAUGACGCGGCUUGAUCCACCGGAGAUUUGCAGGCUUGCUCGUCUCAGCAAGGUGUUCCGUCGCGCUUCUUCAGCUGAUUUCAUAUGGGAACUAAAGCUGCCUUCGAAUUAUCGUGUUAUUGCACAGAAGGUGUUUGAUGAAAUUACUCUGAGGAAGUUACUAAAGAAAGAUCUUUAUGCCAAGCUUAGCCGGCCUAAUCUCUUCGACGGUGGCACAAAGGAAUUGUGGAUAGAUAAGAACACGGGUCGUCUUUGUUUAUCUAUUUCUUCAAAGUCACUAAGGAUUACUGGAAUUGAUGAUCGCAGAUACUGGAGUCAUCUCCCAACAGAUGAAUCCAGGUUCCAGUCAGUUGCAUAUGUUCAACAGAUAUGGUGGUUUGAAGUAGGAGGAGAGUUUGAGAUCCAGUUUCCGUCUGGAACAUACAGUCUCUUCUUCCGUAUCCAGCUCGGUAAAACAUCAAAGAGGCUUGGAAGGAGAAUCUGCAACUCAGAACACAUUCAUGGAUGGGACAUUAAACCUGUUAGGUUUCAGCUCGCCACUUCAGACAACCAACAAGCUGUUUCACAGUGCUAUCUGAACAACAACCCUGGGAACUGGAGUCACUAUCACGUCGGAGAUUUUAAAGUGACAAACCCAGAUAUAUCAACAGGGAUCAAAUUCUCCAUGACUCAAAUCGAUUGUACUCACACGAAAGGUGGUCUAUGCAUAGACUCUGUUUUCAUACUACCUAAAGAAUAUGUAAAAGAAGUCAUUGGAUCAGAAUAGUUUUGUAGAUAUAGAGUGAGAUUGUUGUAAAGGGUGAGAGAAUCUUUUUUCAGUGAAACGUUCACUAUACUGGCUUUUCCGUGAUCUGGGAGUGUAUUCUCAGUCUCAGAUCUGGAACUUGUGUACACAUGGUUGGGUUGUCUUUAGUUUUGUCUGUAGUUACAAGGUCGUCGUGAUUGUAAAUACUUUUUCCCCCCAUUUAGAGAUCAUAACACUUCUUUUA